Molecule: messenger RNA, 885 nt
Organism: Syzygium oleosum
Lineage: Eukaryota; Viridiplantae; Streptophyta; Magnoliopsida; Myrtales; Myrtaceae
Exons: 1
Coding region: 1-885 (294 amino acids)
Source: RefSeq, a predicted model, not a curated record
AUGGUGGACGAUAGCAAGAGGAGGGUGGCUGGCGGCGGGAGACGGUGGGCGGCGUACGGUGGGCUGCGACGGGAGGAGGGCGGUCAGCGGCGAGAGACGGUGGCCGGCAGACAGCCAGUGGCAGCCCAUGGUGGACGGCAGCGGGAGGAGGGUGGCUGGCGGAGGGAGACGAUGGCCAACGUACGGCGGGUGAGGGCCCACGACGGGCUGCGACAGGAGGAGGGCGGUCGGCGGCGAGAGACGGUGGCCGGCAGACAGCCAGUGGCGGCCCAUGGUGGACGGCAGCGGGAGGAGGGUGGCUGGCGGCAGGAGACGAUGGCCAACGUACGGCGGGUGAGGGCCCACGACGAGCUGCGACGGGAGGAGGGCGGUUGGUGGCGGGAGACGGUGGCCGGCGGACAGCGGGUGGCAGCCUAUGGUGGGCGGCAGCAGGAGGAGGGCGGCCGACAGACGGCGGGUGGGGGCCCACAAUGGGUUGCGAUAAGAGGAGAGCGGUCGGCGGGUAGCAGCCCAUGGUGGGCUGCAGCAGGAGGAGGGCAGCCGGCGGCGAGAGAUGGUGGCCGGCGGACGGCGGGUGGCAGCCCAUGGUGGGCGGCAGCGGGAGGAGGGCGGCCAGUGGUGGGAGAUGGUGGCAGGCGCAAGGCGGGUGGCAACCCACGGCGGGAGGAGGGCGACCGGCGGAGGGAGACGACAAAUGGCAGGAGGCGGCAGCCGGCAAGUGAACCGCGAUGGGUGGCUGCCCAAGCGAUGGCCGGAGGAGGGCGGUCGAUGGCUGGAGACAGUGGCCCGCAGCGGGAGAUGACAAACGGCAGGAGAUGGCGGCUGGCAAGUGGGCGGCAAUGGGCGGCGGGUGGGCAACCGGCUAGUAACGAGGACGAGCGAUGA